Molecule: messenger RNA, 499 nt
Organism: Dendroctonus ponderosae (mountain pine beetle)
Lineage: Eukaryota; Metazoa; Arthropoda; Insecta; Coleoptera; Curculionidae
Product: larval cuticle protein III/IV
Exons: 2
Coding region: 1-411 (136 amino acids)
Cellular component (GO): chitin-based extracellular matrix
Molecular function (GO): structural constituent of chitin-based larval cuticle
Source: RefSeq, a predicted model, not a curated record
AUGCGUUCCCAUCAAGAAGCUUGCUUCAACAAGCAUCACACUCUGAAGAUGUUCUCUCAAGCCCUGGUUCUGUUCGGUUUAGCCACUGUUGUGCUCAGCGCAGUGGCGAAAGAGCCGGUAGCCGUCACAUCGGCAAAGUUCGACUCGAGCCCAGACGGCUCCUUCGAGUGGAGCUACGAGUCAGCUGAUGGCUCCAGUCAGCAGCAGGAGGGCAGGCAAAUCAACGAUGGCCAAGCUGUCCAAGGAGUAGCUCAAUGGGUCGAUCUCGAAGGAGCUCCGCAUGUUCUCCAGUACGUUGCUGACCAGGAUGGCUACAAACCAUCCAGUGCUGACUUGCCGGUCGCUCCUCCCAUUCCUGAAGCCAUUGCAAGGAGCAUAGAGUGGAAUGCCGCUCAUCCCAACGAAAAGUAGGUGCCUCUAUCAAAGUUGGACAGUUUUGGUACAAAAUCUGUAGUUAGUAGCCAGUAAAGAUGCAAUAAAACCCCAAAUUGACUCGUUA